Nylanderia fulva is the source of this 6111-nucleotide messenger RNA. RefSeq names its product ADP ribosylation factor guanine nucleotide exchange factor Sec71 (gene Sec71). Gene Ontology annotation, molecular function: guanyl-nucleotide exchange factor activity. The record is from RefSeq and is a predicted model, not a curated record. Gene Ontology annotation, biological process: regulation of ARF protein signal transduction. Lineage: Eukaryota; Metazoa; Arthropoda; Insecta; Hymenoptera; Formicidae.
CGUUGGGCAUGCGCAUGCGAGUAAUACGCUGAGGCGCCUGCGGUGACGCGCUGUCGCCUGUCGCGUGAAGUUGGCUGUGAGCAAGAGGAGGCCUCCGGGAACAUAUGUAUAUACGUUCAAGGAGCUUCGAGGCCAUCGUCAUUCGCGGUUACGUUCAGGCGGCUGUCACAAACUGCGCGAGCGAGUGUGUGCGUGUGCGAGUGUCGGUUUUGACGUCCAUGACGGAGAUGUUUUAGACCACUUCCCAAGGAAACCGCACUUCCAACCCGGUGUGUUGCUCGUACUCGCAAAUUGACGUCUCCUCAGCUGGUGAGCGGUCAUCGUGUACAGGAUUGCGAUUGAAGGUGGUAAAAGAUGUUGGCGAGCAGCCAGACUUAUGUCCAAGAGAGUCACGUGCAUCGCCGUUUGCUGAUCUACUUGGAUGUUGACACUUUGAGACACUGCGAGCAUUAAAACCAGCUGUAGAUCCUCCACCAGGAGUGGUGACGAUGCAAAAUAACUCUAAAACCAGAGAGAUGUUCAUUGUCCGAGCUUUGGAGAAGAUAUUGGCUGAUCGAGAUGUCAAGAGGUCGCAUCUCUCGCAGCUCAGGAAGUCCUGCGAGUCUGCCCUUGAGGAUCUCCGUAACGAGAUCAAGGACGUACCAGUUGGGCAGGGGGAGGAGGUGACCUCAAAUGCCCUUCCGCAACCUAAAAGCGACUCAAAUGUCAUCACUGCGGAGAAGUACUUUUUACCAUUCGAGCUGGCAUGUCAGAGCAAGUCGCCGAGGAUCGUAGUGACCGCCCUGGACUGUCUGCAGAAGCUGAUCGCGUACGGCCAUCUCACCGGCAACGUGCCCGACUCGACGGAGCCGAGCAAGUUGCUGAUCGUGCGAAUAGUCGAGACGAUCUGCGGCUGCUUCACCGGUCCGCAGACCGACGAGGGCGUGCAGCUGCAAAUCAUCAAGGCUUUACUGACCGUGAUGACAAGCCAGCACGUGGAGGUGCACGAGGGCACGGUAUUAUUGACGAUCCGUACUGUUUACAACGUCUACCUGGCGUCCCGCAACCUGGUGAACCAGACCACCGCUCGCGCGACCCUCACGCAAAUGAUCAAUGUGAUCUUCGCGCGGAUGGAGACUCAGGCCGAGGAGGAGAGCGUGAAGCUCGACGGGGAGCAUCAGCAACAGGAAGCCGCCGUCGUGGCGAACGGCGAUAUCGAGGCCGAGGCGAACGCGGAGAGCGUCUCCGACGCCGUGGACCCCCGAACAAUCGUCAAGGGCAUCCUCGAUGAUGUGGUGAACUCCGUGGUGCCGCUGGAAGAGGAGGUCAACCUGGAGAACGGCGGCGCGGAGGACAACGGCGACGAGGUGACCGCCGAGAACGACAACAUGGUCACCGCCAAGUUCACCCACGUGCUGCAGAAGGACGCGUUCCUGGUGUUUCGCGCCCUCUGCAAGCUAUCGAUGAAGCCGCUGCCGGAUGGCACUCCCGACCCUAGGUCGCACGAGCUUCGCUCCAAGAUCCUGUCGCUGCAGCUACUCCUGGGGAUCCUGCAGAACGCCGGCCCAGUGCUGCGCUCCAACGAGAUGUUCGUCAUCGCUAUCAAGCAGUAUCUGUGCGUCGCGCUGUCGAAGAACGGCGUGUCCUCGGUGCCGGAGGUGUUCGAGCUCUCGUUAGCACUGUUCCUGGCGCUCCUCGCGCGCUUUAAGGUGCAUCUCAAGAUGCAGAUCGAGGUGUUCUUCAAGGAAAUCUUUAUGAACAUCCUCGAGACCUCCAGCAGCUCCUUCGAGCACAAGUGGAUGGUUAUACACGCGCUAACGAGGAUCUGCGCGGACGCCCAGAGCGUCGUCGACAUCUACGUCAACUAUGAUUGUGACCUCUCCGCCGCGAAUCUCUUCGAACGACUCGUCAAUGAUCUCUCCAAGAUCGCCCAGGGUCGCCAGGCCCUGGAGCUCGGCGCGUCGCCGAAUCAGGAGAAGUCCAUGCGAAUUCGCGGCCUCGAGUGUCUCGUGUCCAUCCUGAAGUGCAUGGUAGAAUGGAGCCGGGACCUGUACGUGAAUCCGAGUGUGCCGGCGGACCAACAGCCCCUCUCGGAUCCACCGGAACCAGCGCCGGAAAUCCCGCUGCCACGCUACGGAAGCGCCGGCAGUCUCUCGUCCGCCAACUCCAGCCUAACCGGAGGUAACAAAGAGGUGCCGGACUCGCCGGAGCAAUACGAGGUGCAGAAGCAGCAGAAGGAAGUAUGGGAGACCGGCAUCGAGAUCUUCAGCCGGAAACCAGGCAAGGGUGUGCAGUAUUUGCAGGAGCAAGGUUUACUUGGAACCUCGCCCGAGGACGUAGCUAGGUGGCUGCAUCUGGACGAGCGACUCGACAAGACUGCCAUCGGCGACUUUCUGGGCGACCACAAUCACAAUCAGGUGAUGUACCACUACAUUGAUCAGAUGAACUUUGCCGAGCGCGACCUGGUAACCGCUUUGCGAUACUUUCUGGAAGGCUUUCGACUACCCGGCGAAGCGCAGAAGAUCGAUCGACUGAUGGAGAAGUUUGCCAGUCGGUAUUGCGAAUGCAAUCCCAACAACGGCCUCUUCACCAGCGCGGACACAGCUUACGUCCUCGGUUUCUCAAUCAUAAUGCUGACUACUGAUCUGCACUCGCCGCAGGUUAAGAAUAAAAUGACCAAAGAACAGUACAUCAGGCUUAACCGACGUAUCAGCGACAACGAGGACCUCCCCGAGGAGUACCUCUCCAGGAUCUACGACGAGAUUGCCGGUAACGAGAUCAAGAUGAAGUCGAACCCCAACAACAGUCGACUCGCUGGUAAGCAGCUGAUCUCCAGCGAGAAGAAACGCCGAUUGCUGUGGAACAUGGAGAUGGAGGUGAUCUCUACGGCAGCGAAGAACCUGAUGGAGUCCGUCAGUCAUGUCCAGGCGCCGUUUACCACGGCGAAGCAUCUCGAGCACGUGCGGCCGAUGUUCAAAAUGGCCUGGACGCCGUUUCUCGCGGCCUUCAGCGUCGGCCUGCAGGACUGCGACGACACAGAGAUCGCGUCGCUCUGCCUGGACGGCAUCAGGUGCGCCAUCCGCAUCGCCUGCAUCUUUCACAUGAGCCUUGAACGCGACGCUUACGUACAGGCACUGGCUAGAUUCACCCUGCUGACGGCCAACUCGCCUAUCACCGAGAUGAAGGCGAAAAAUAUCGACACUAUCAAGACCCUGAUCACGGUGGCGCACACCGACGGCAACUACCUGGGUAGUUCGUGGCUCGACGUCGUCAAGUGCAUCUCCCAGUUGGAACUGGCGCAGCUGAUCGGCACCGGAGUGCGGCCCCAGCUGCUGGGUCCGCCGUCCAAGCCGCACUUUCCCUCGCCCCUGGCGAACUUCGGCAGUCUCGCGCAUUCCGCCGGCUCGCACCAGACCAGUAAUCUCAACCUGAGCUCGCUGGACCCCAGCGUAAAGGAAUCCAUCGGCGAGACCAGCUCGCAAAGUGUUGUCGUGGCCGUGGAUCGUAUAUUCACCGGCUCGACGAGACUCGACGGCGACGCCAUCGUCGAAUUCGUCAAGGCUCUCUGCCAGGUCUCUCUCGAGGAGCUGGCGCAUCCCACGCAACCUCGCAUGUUCUCCCUCACGAAGAUCGUCGAGAUCUCGUACUACAACAUGGGUCGUAUCAGGCUGCAGUGGUCCAGGAUCUGGCAGGUCCUCGGCGAUCAUUUCGACAGGGUGGGCUGCAGUCCUCGGCAAGAUAUCGCGUUCUUUGCCGUGGAUUCUCUGAGGCAGCUAGCUACCAAGUUCAUUGAGAAGGGCGAGUUCGCCAAUUUCAGGUUCCAAAAGGACUUUCUCAGGCCGUUCGAACACAUUAUGAAAAAGAAUAGAUCACCCGUGAUCAGAGACAUGGUCGUCAGAUGCGUGGCUCAGAUUGUCCACUCGCAGGCACCCAACAUCAGAUCUGGUUGGAAGAACAUCUUUAGCGUUUUUCAUCACGCGGCCAGCGAUCGCGACGAGUCCGUCGUCGAGCUGGCUUUCUCCAUGACGGGCAAAAUCAUCAAUGAGCUGUACGCGGAGGACUUCAGCAUCAUGGUGGAUUCCUUCCAGGACGCUGUCAAGUGUUUGAGCGAGUUCGCGUGCAACGCGUCUUUUCCGGACACCAGUAUGGAAGCUAUACGGUUAAUACGUUCCUGCGCGUCCUAUAUUGACGCGAAUCCUAAUCUAUUUGCCGAAGGUAUGAUGGACGACAGCGGGAUGGUCUCCGAGGAAGAUCGAGCCUGGGUGAGAGGAUGGUUUCCGCUACUGUUUGAAUUAUCCUGCGUGGUAAGCAGAUGCAAGCUAGACGUCAGGACGCGCGCGUUGACGGUGCUCUUCGACGUCGUCAAAACUCACGGCGCGUCUUUCAAGCCUCAUUGGUGGAAGGAUCUCUUCCAGGUUCUCUUCAGAAUUUUCGACAAUAUGAAAUUGCCCGAGCAACAUACCGAGAAAGCUGAGUGGAUGACGACGACGUGUAACCACGCGCUAUACGCCAUUGUGGACGUUUUCUCGCAAUUUUACGAUAUUCUGGGUCCCCUGUUGCUGGAACAGCUGUACUUUCAGCUGCUCUGGUGUGUACAACAGGACAACGAGCAACUGGCUCGGUCGGGCACGAAUUGUCUGGAAAAUUUGGUCAUCAGCAACGGUAUCAAGUUCGAUGAGCAGACCUGGGAGAAGACUUGCCAAUGCGUUCUGGACAUUUUCGAGAGCACCCUGCCGUCCGCUCUACUCACGUGGAAACCGCAGUCGCUUAACAAGGAGUCCGACCUUGACGUGAUCACCGGCGAGUCUGACGGUCUUCAUAUUGGCAUCCUGAAGCGGAGCAACAGCGCGCAGAGUCUGAAUACCGAGUCCCUACCAAAGGCGAAGCUCUUCUCUGCGUUGCAGAUCAAGUGCGUGGUCCAGCUCGAGCUGAUACAGACCAUCGACAACAUCGUCUUCUAUCCGGCGACCUCGCGCAAAGAGGAUCAGGAGAAUCUCGCGCUCGCACAGGCCGACAUGCUAAACGGCAAAUCGUCGGAGCUUGUAAAAGCCAGCGCCGAUCAGCAGAAAGAGGAACAGGGCAUGUACUGCGCCCUGACGACCAAUCAUCUGCUGCAACUGGUGGAGUGUCUGCUGCGCUCGCACCGUUUCGCGAAGAACUUCAACUCGAAUCACGAGCAGCGCAACGUGCUAUGGAAAGCGAGCUUUCGCGGCAAUGUAAAGCCGAAUCUGCUGAAGCAGGAGACUCAGUCGCUUGCUUGCGCGCUACGCAUUCUCUUCAAGAUGUACAGCGACGAGGCGCAUCGCGCGGACUGGCCCAGGGUCGAGGCGCGUCUGGUCGAGGUGGCGUGCGAGGCCCUCGAAUACUUCCUCUCGCUCGCGAACGAGGCUCAUCGCGAGGCCUGGACGCCGAUCCUGCUGCUACUGCUCACGCGGAUCCUGAAAAUGAGCGACCACCGCUUUGCGGUUCACGCCUCCACCUGCUAUCUCCUCUGCGAGGUCAUGUGCUUCGAUCUCAAGCCCGAGCUCAGAUCGGUGCUGCGUAGGUUUUUCCUCAGGAUCGGACCGGUCUUUAGAAUCACGCAGCAGUAGUAGAAAUAGUAUACUGUGUAUCUUGAAAUUUUUUUAAGGCUCCUGACUUCUCAUCGUCCAUGUUAGAUCGUGACGUCAGAGAAAAUGCAAGCUAUAAAAUUCUUAGAUGCCAUUUUGAAGUAAAAAAAUAUCUAAUAAUUAAAACCGAUAUCUAAGAAUUUUCAGCGUUUCUCGCCUCUAACGUCACAAUCUAAGAUAGCCGCGGCGAGGACCCGAGAGCUUGAUUCCGGCUUCGACGGAACUCUCUAUCGCGAGAGAAACCCCUUCUAAUGAUAGGAAUGUAAAAAUUAAAUGUAAAGCGCGGUUAGAUACUUCGCCUCGCAUUAAACCGUUUAUGUACGAUCUACAAUAGGAUUCUCAAUUUUUUUUCUUCAUUUUGCAUUACACGUACUUUACCAAUUCGCUUUCUUCUGUGUAACAUUACAUGUAGCGCUAAAUGUGACUUGGAUUUUAUUUACAUAAUAUAAAUUUACACUGGCAGCCAACAAUAACUUGAUUAUAUCGAUUUAUUAAUUAAUAUAAUAUUUACGUAAUUUUUAUU